Molecule: messenger RNA, 1050 nt
Organism: Pichia kudriavzevii
Lineage: Eukaryota; Fungi; Ascomycota; Pichiomycetes; Pichiales; Pichiaceae
Exons: 1
Coding region: 1-1050 (349 amino acids)
Source: RefSeq, a predicted model, not a curated record
AUGAGCACUCCAUCCCGAAUAUUACAAAGCAUCACUAAACUAGAAAAACCUCGUUUGUUUUCAUAUGAUAAUCAUGUCAACCAAGAAUUAGGUAGACUCCAAGAUUGCAUACACAUAACAGAAACAACAGACUCAAAAUUCCGCCCCUUGGUGUAUCAGCUUAUAAAUUCACAUCGAAUUUCACGUGUAUAUCACCUAGAGAAACUACGUAUUCUACCGCUAUUGGCCCAUCAAGAUUCUAAACAGCUCCCUGAACCACCGCAAAGAAACGAUGAAAUAGUCAAUUACGUUUUCCAAUUGGGUAAGCUGAACGAUUUUGAAUUAACACAAUCUAAUCAGAAUAAGAAAAAAGAAAUUCUUGAAUCUUUUUACGAGAAUAUAACAUUAUUGAGAGGCAUUGAUAACCCCAAUAAGGAUAUAGUCAAGUCUAUGAUACUUCAUAAGGUUGUCGGUUUUAGUCCUGGAUAUAAUGAACUAAUCGAGAGUGUUGGUUUUGAUAGUGAUAUGGUUUACCUGGUGGCUUUGAGAUAUUUUCUGAAUCCAGAUAAGUUGGGGAAGAUUGGAAGGGUGAACCAGCUUGUGAGUUAUUUAAUUAAACACUCUAAAGUUAUCAGUGAGCAGGAUUGGACCUUUCUCAAUAAAUUGACCAAGCAGAAUGUUUUAUCCCUGACAAUUGAAAAUGUACAUCUUUCUCCCUACUUGCAGAAACUAGUUGAUAUUGUAGAAAAUGUUGAUGCUUGCUACUAUAAAUUCGAUCUCGUUGGAAUGUUGCAACAUUUAAACAAAGCUCAAAAUGGCUAUGAGUUGGAAAGUUCGGGUGGUAGAAAUGUAUUUGUGAAGUACUUUGUUGGAUAUUAUAGAUACUGCAUCAUUGAACGUGCCUUGAUGGAAUGGAAUAUCAAUAGCGUUACCACCAGUACGUGGAACAAAUACCGCUUGGGUGCUCAAUGGAAAUUGGUAUGGGAUACCUAUUACAACAGUGGAAACAUUGAACCACCUGGAGGAGCAAGUAUCAAGAAGAAGGUUCAAAAUAUUAUCAGUGUUUCAUAG